Molecule: messenger RNA, 306 nt
Organism: Fibroporia radiculosa
Lineage: Eukaryota; Fungi; Basidiomycota; Agaricomycetes; Polyporales; Fibroporiaceae
Exons: 2
Coding region: 1-306 (101 amino acids)
Source: RefSeq, a predicted model, not a curated record
AUGGACAUAUAUUCUCCUUCAGACAUCUUCCUCGAUAUCGAGCUGAGCUCGCCCUCAUCCUUUCCGGAAGACAGCGAUCUUCCGUAUCCAGUCAAUUUCGAGCACGGCAAUGCUGCCGCUGCAAAGCCCCAUUAUCGUUUUAAUCGCCCUCCUGAUUUCUCAAUGGACGCAUUCGACCUCGACCUUGGAGCUCUCUUCCCCUCCCUCGGCAGCAGCCGGCCCAACGCUGUCCAAGCUGCGCUUGGAUUGCCCACCAACUUUGACCAUCAGAGCGACGGCUACCCUGCAUACUGCAUUGUGUCAUAG